Molecule: messenger RNA, 4136 nt
Organism: Micropterus salmoides (largemouth bass)
Lineage: Eukaryota; Metazoa; Chordata; Actinopteri; Centrarchiformes; Centrarchidae
Gene: fam20ca
Product: FAM20C golgi associated secretory pathway kinase a
Exons: 11
Coding region: 784-2511 (575 amino acids)
Biological process (GO): protein phosphorylation
Cellular component (GO): Golgi apparatus
Molecular function (GO): protein serine/threonine kinase activity
Source: RefSeq, a predicted model, not a curated record
AGCUUCUCCUCCCCGAAGCUCGCCUUUCAUGUCACUAGUGCUACUUGUAUGUGCAGACGCAGCCAAUCUCAUCCUCAUGACGCCACCGAGGCUGGGCUCAGAGGGCUUCGAUCAUAAUAUUUAACACACCCACCCUGGAUGAACACUUGGAAGGAAGACAAGGCAGCGUAAAGGGGACAAAUGACAGCCGGGAUCCCUGCACCUGCCAGCCAGCCUCUGAUUUGACUUCAGCGAGGUUUGCAGCUCUUGUCAAGAAGCGGGACAGAAUUCUCUCCCAGAAGAAGACAGUUAUGACAGAUUUGACAUCUCACUCCGUGCUGGCAGCAACAGAAGGAAGUAGAUUUAAGGAAGAAUAUCGGUGCUUUAAACAGGACCCCCUCCUCCUCCCUCCUGUUACCUCCUCUUAACGAUUUAUUUACUGGUCCGUUCUCCUGACACUGUAUCCUAUUCAACAAGGCAAUGACUGAAGAGCACUUCUUGAGCCGCUGCCAGUGAAGUCUCCAGUGCUCACAAUGUGUCGCUCUGUCCACCUGUCUGGGAAUGAAGAUUUGGGACUAUUGUAAUAAUAAUAAUAAUAAUAAUAAUAAUAACAAUAAUAAUAAUUAGCCUACAAAAUAAAGACUGAGCACAUCAUGGAGUUCUUAACAUAGGCUAACAAGCAUUAUGUGUGCAAAGAUCAGAGUAAAUCUUCAAACCAACAGCUGCUUUGUCAUCGCGUAACACUGUUGGACAUCAAUGUAAGGUGCGCUGCGCUUAAAGCUUACUCUGUGUCAAGAACAAAAAAUGAUAAAGAUGAUAUUGUUUCGUAAAUUCAGAGUGUUGAUACUUAUGGUGUUUUUAGUAGCGUGCACCAUGCACAUCAUGAUAGACUUGUUACCGAAACUGGAGAAGCGAGCGGCGGGAGCGGACAGCGCGGACGGCGGCUGUCAGUGCGCUCACCACCCGGGCGGGGAGUCGCAGGGCUGGGGGAAGCAACGCGCCAGGUCGGCGGCUGAAGCGGGCUGGCCUAACAAGCACACGCUGAGAAUCCUACAGGAUUUCAGCAACGAACCGAGCUCCAACCUCACAUCGCACUCCCUGGAAAAGAUCACGACCGCCGCCGGGGACAGAGCGGAGUCAUUCAGGCGCAGUAGACCGUUGGCGGGGAAGGCGGAGGACCACAAGCCGCUCAUCGGAGACGCGAGCGGGGGUCGGACCGUCCCUGCCCACGGUGUCUCCCGACUGUCGGCUCUGUUUGAGCAUCCUUUAUACAAGGUUGACCUUCCUCCCCUCGCGGACGAUGACACUUUGUUUAACGUCAACACCGACAUCAGGUUUUAUCCCAGGACAACAAGGAACCAGGGAUGGAACAAUGAGGAUGGGAAUGAAGAGGAGGAGGAGUUCUCUCCAACAGGAGGGGUGACGGCAGAAUCUUACCCCAACUGGUUACGUUUCCACAUUGGCAUCAACCGCUACGAGCUGUACUCCAGACACAAUCCUGUGUUGGAUGCCCUACUGAAGGACCUGGUCACACAGAGGAUCACCAGCGUAGCCAUGAAAUCAGGAGGCACCCAGCUAAAGUUGAUCAUGACUUUCCAGAACUACGGACAAGCGCUGUUCAAGCCCAUGAAGCAGACCCGGGAGCAGGAAACCCCUCCAGACUUCUUCUAUUUCUCCGACUUUGAGAGGCACAACGCUGAGAUUGCCGCUUUUCACUUGGACAGGAUCCUUGACUUCCGGAGAGUGCCCCCGGUGGCAGGACGACUCGUCAACAUGACAAGGGAGAUCAGAGAUGUGACACGGGAUAAGAAGCUGUGGAGGACCUUCUUCAUCUCCCCAGCCAACAACGUCUGCUUCUACGGUGAGUGCUCGUACUACUGCUCCACUGAGCACGCUCUGUGCGGUAAACCGGACCAGAUCGAAGGCUCACUGGCAGCCUUCCUGCCAGACCUGAACCUGGCCAAACGCAAGACCUGGAGAAACCCCUGGAGACGCUCCUACCACAAACGCAAGAAAGCAGAGUGGGAGGUGGACCCAGAUUACUGUGACGAGGUUAAGCAGACUCCUCCGUAUGACCGAGGCACUCGACUGCUGGACAUCAUGGAUAUGACCAUCUUUGAUUUCUUAAUGGGCAACAUGGAUCGACAUCAUUAUGAAACCUUUGAGAAGUUUGGAAACGAUACCUUCAUUAUUCACCUAGACAACGGAAGAGGGUUUGGAAAACACUCCCAUGAUGAGCUGUCCAUCCUGGUGCCUCUCAGCCAGUGCUGCAGGGUGAGGAAAUCCACUUACCUGCGUCUCCAGCUGCUGGCCAAAGAGGACUACCAGCUGAGCUCCUUAAUGGAGGAGUCUCUGCUCCGCGACCGACUGUCCCCUGUCCUCAUCCAGCAUCACCUCCAGGCCAUGGACCGCAGGCUCCGGCUUGUGCUACAGGUCCUGGCGGGCUGCAUAGAGAAAGAAGGUCACGUUAAUGUCGUGGAGGAGGAUCUAGCUGGGGACACAGCCACCCACAGGAGCCCAGGCCACAGGUAGUGAGGGCGAGACUCGAGGGUGACAGAAACCACCGGUGACACAUGAAAAAAUGGACCACGUCUGUGGAUACUCGACCAAUGGGACUGCACCAAAAGUCCCACUUCUGAUAUCAAGCUGAAUUCAGUGAAUUCCUAGACUUGCCAUCAUUGCCUCUACGGGACCUGCUUUUAAGUGUGUUUUAUAUAGAAGAAAGUGUCCACAGAUACCACGAAAGACUGUGCUUACACUGAGGCUUUGUAUUCGUUAGGUACAGAUGUAUAUUGGUUUUAGGAGCCACUGCUGUUUGUCCUGUUUGUUUUAAAAAUGGAAAGGUAUCAGUUUGUUUGUGUUUUAUUAUAUUAAUACAUAACCAAAUGAGAACUUACACUGACUGGGCAGCAUAUGGUCAGACAAUAAGCUUUAUCAGUUAUCACAAUGUAUGAAAAGUGUGUGGAAGUUUUGAGAUUUUUUUUGUUGUUGUUGUAAAACAUUCUUCAGUUUUCACCUUCUGCGAUCAACCACAUCAGCAAGAAAAAAUGAAGUCAGGCCUGCCACAAACAACCUACAACCAGAAGAAUAAGAGUUUCCAAAUACUGUAGUGUGUAUUCUCUUCUAAUCUGUCUUUAUAAGCUUUUUGUCAUGGCACAGACUUGGAACAGACCGACUGAAAAUGUUAUUACAUACUUCUGGACUGCAUAAAUCUGAGUGCAAGUAUAUUUGAUGCUGUAGUUCAUAUUGUACCUUCACUUUGCCUUAUUCUGAUUUUAUAUCUCUCUUUUUUUAACGUUCCCAUCUCCCCUGCAAGUCUUGCUUUCCCCACAGUACAUGUAGUACAACAGCACAACACUUAAGUAGUAUUUUCCAAAACCAAAUAUAAUCUAAAUGCCAAGAGCGCUGUGUGCUGGCUAGAGUUCAAUAAAUAUGCCCAAUGCACUACAAUUCUUACAUCCAGACCUGAAACAUUUAAAGUGGUCUGCUAUAAUAUUAAUUUUACAUUUUAUACAAUGCAAAAUGUUACAGCUUGUUGUUUCAUUUUUAUGGGAUAUCAUGUCCAAAUGACUAUUUAUUGGUGCGUCACAGAUAAUGAGAGUGGUUUAAUAAAUUCUACAUUAGUUGGAUUUCAUGUUGCUUUAUAUGUUGGGAAUGUUUACCUUAGGUACCUUAGCAUUGGAAUACUAUUUAAAUUGACAUUCCUUUGAGUACUAUCUUUAUGUUCAGAUGAUCGGGAAAAAAGCUGGUUGAUUUUGGACAUUAAGCUGUUGAAGAGGUGCCAUGCAUAAGAGUCCUGUGCACUGGGUGACCCGGUACCUGUGCAAUGACAGAAAUACAGUACUUGAAUGUUUUUUGGGUUAGCAGUAUGGACAGGAUUCCUAGAACUACAAACAGUGUAAAAUCUGAGUGGCUGGACUCAAGUCUGAGAAGUGAUAGAGGGUUUGAAACGCCUCAUCCCACUACAGGGACAACCUCGGACACUGUUCUUUGGUUUUCAUAUUCCCCGUGUAAAUACCUAUAAAUACUUGGAAGACCUAACGAGCUUCACCGCACAGUGAUUUGCUUCUGUUUUCUGCUAUUGCAUUGUUACUGUGAAGAUCUGUUUACUAAAUGAUUAAAGUGUGCAAUAAAAACAAAAAGUGAGGACAAAUCUC